This is a messenger RNA of Giardia duodenalis, 8112 nucleotides long. Its product is annotated as Ankyrin repeat protein 1. The coding region runs from base 1 to 8112 and encodes 2703 amino acids. The record is from RefSeq and is a predicted model, not a curated record. NCBI's taxonomy places the organism in Eukaryota, Fornicata, Diplomonadida, Hexamitidae. The transcript has a single exon. Gene Ontology annotation, molecular function: protein binding.
AUGAGCACUGAGGAUGAUUACUCCGGAAUAGAUAAGGAGGAGUGCGAGAGCACUGGUGAGGGUGCAACAGCGGAAGAUCCAUCGCGCUCGCCUUCUGAUUCGCCAAACUGUGAGAGCUCUCCCGAAGAGCCUGGUGCAAAAGAGCAGACAGUGCCGCUUCAAUUUCCCAAGCUACCCGUCAGUCCAAAGCAGGCCGCCAGGAUUAAGCUCUAUGGACGCGCACCCAAUCCGUCUAUGGUUUUGAAUGGAGUAGAGUAUGUGCUCCAGAGACGACGCCGUCCCCGUUACCGAACUGACCUACUCCACGAGGAUAUGUUUGUUGUCGUCCGUAUGCAAAGGUUGUGCGGACCUAAGGAGCACAUUAAUGCCAUUGCUCGCGUUCCAGCUAGGCUCUCCGUCCCCAUUCUAAACGAAAGCUUUGACAUUGAUGCAUAUCUUUCCUCCACUUGUGUAACCUUAGAGGUCUUUGACGUGCGGCGGCACUCCAGCGACAACACUGUCCUUGGACGUACGCUGCUCUAUCCUCGUUCCGAGCAGACAACCUUCUAUCUCAGCGAUAUUAUUGGGUUUGCAGAGGUGUUCAGGCCCAGAGGUGCGGACUUAGUGGCUCAUGGCAUUAUUCCAGGCUCUCAGGCUUGCUUGGAGCUAGCCUGCACAGAGGCCUGUCCCUCCAGAGUUGUUCCAGCCAAAAUGUGGCGGCGUGCAAAGCUUUUUGUAGUGAAGGCCACUCUUGGCUUAUCCAAGUUUCCACUUGCACCAUUAUUCUUGCUCAAUUCAGAACUCAUGGAGAAGGCCUGUUCUGACAAAGUAGAGAACAUGGAGGAGGUGCGGGGCUGGAUGGACACUAGCCGUGCACGCCUUUUGUCGCUAGCAUCUCUGCCUCCGUUUCCUAACAGCAGUUUCGAUAUUAGUCAACGCGUUCUUUCGGCAUCGCUAGCGGGUGCUGGUGCUAUGUGUCAAUUACUUGAUAGCUUGUGGGAGCACUGCAACAGCCUCCCAGCAGUCCUCUCUGAUCUUUCCAUAGACGUCUUCUCUGCGUUGUUACGUGCCUUUCUUCACCACAACACUCCUACCUGCGAUGUUCUGGAACAGAUGAAGACUAUGUCUAAUUGGUGCGCUAUCUUUUCUUUUAAGCUCAAGAACAUCGAGUCUACAAAAGUCUUGACGAAGUGGAUCGGGAGGACAUUCAUGAAGCAAAUGUUCCCAUACCUCAUUGAUUCUCAGAGUGUGACCGUUCCAACGUGGUCCCGCGCCUGUGCAUUAGAGCCAUCCAUAUCCAUAGAGCUACUUGAUGCUAUUUAUCACCUUGAGGUUGAACUUUUCAAGAAUCAGUCUGUCUGCUCUGAGCCAGACUACACGCCUCAUCCAGCGAACCACAUGCAGGGAUUUACUCAACUUCUAGAUCCUGUCUUUAAGAUCUGGCUUCAGUCAUUUGAUGAUGCCGUGCAUGCAGGGAAUUAUGGAUACGCUUUCCUCAUGGCCUCCAAAGGAAAAACUAACGACUCUAAUUUAUUUGCACCAUUAGGCCUUAUAUCUUUGUCCAAGACGCUUGUAUUUUCAAGCAUUGACUUUGAGGUUACACAGAAGAUGAUUUUGCAAACACCUAGUGCGAUAUCCAAAUACGUUACCACUGCCCCCAUAGACUGGGUUAUCCUUAGUGGAAAUAGAGACAUGCUUACUGGAUUCUUAUCUACUUGCCUAGGAAAUAGCGAGUCCUCUAUUGAUCUUGUCUACAAGACCUACGAAUUUGCUUUGAAUGGGGGCAUUCGAACCCUUCGAGACGUUCCGCAGCAGCUGAUGCCAACGUUGACUCUUCCUCAUGCAAUUGCUCUCAUCAUGGGCUCUAUGGCUUUUGGGGACGCAGACCAGCUUCUAGCGCUGUUGAAAUCCCUGCGUACAUGUGUGUUUGAGCCUGCCACGGAAAACUGCAAUCCCUUCCCACUUUUCAACAUCACGAAGGCAUUUAUAGAUAGAUUGCUUGUGCUAGAUGAUGGCGGCGCUUGUAGAUUCUCUGUCCCAGUGUCUCUGCAUGCAGUCCUUAUGGAGCUUGUUAGUCCGUACAUAUACCCCCUCUUUUCAACCAGCGAUCAAGUCAACUUAUUAUCGGCCAUCAUUGAUAGUCAAAUAGAUCAAGACUUCAUCGUAACGAUGCUCACAACGCUUUCUUCUAGGGCGUCUGUCUUACACUGCAGCGAGUCACGAUGUCUUUUGGAGCACGCUAUCAAGAGAGGUAAGUUGCAUGUUGCUGCUUGCCUAUUGUACGAUCUGUUCGUUGAUCCAAUUAAGCACAUGGGCUCGUGGUUGGCGUCGCUAGGCUGCUAUAGUGACGAUGUCAUCCUGCACUUUAUAGAUUCAUUGCUGCUCAGAACUACGCUGACAGAGUGUGAUUCCGCUAUUACUGCAAUUUACGAGAAUACCUAUGGCGCACUGAUACGGCAGAAACGGUUUGACAGCUUGCGUGUUAUUAACGCCCAUGUAAAAGACCUUAUGUCAUCAGACGCAUUUCUCGGUUAUAAGCGAGCGCGGUCUGUUGAUGAGGACAUUAUUAAGCUCUAUCUAUUUGCAACCAUGGCACCAUCUGGAAAGAUACUGAUUUCUGAUAGAACAGUCGACGACAUCCUAACCCUGGUGGAUAUUUUUGGGCCACAGUCCCUGGCCUCAGCUGAUAUGCUUUUCCAACUGGGCUCAUUUGGACUGGACGAACUGCUUGAGGAAUUGUUGGGCUCAGAGCUUGCCAUGCCAUCGGAUCAGCUAUCACGUGUCUUCGCGGACAUCAUAAACAGAGUUACGUCUAUCUUGCCAAGCCUUUUAACUAUUUUCCUCAGAUUCCUUGAUUACGCGCUUUCUCCUCUGACAGACAAAGAGGUCAAGGAUGAGGUUACACGCCCGUUCCUUGACUUCCUUAACCAUCCCAAUAUCAUGGUUCUUUACCUUCUUGCCGUAGAAGACAGCGUCGCUCUCAUACACGAACGCUUGGAAAAGCAGCUUCAAUCUUCUGGACUAUCAUGGGAUAAGAUCGCCAACAUGCUGGCCGGAGGGGAUGUGGAUCAGGUGAAAGGCAGCGGGCUUACCUAUCUAGGUAUUGUGCAAAGUAUCUUGACAAGCGCUCUAUCGGAGUACAACACUAAGCUGGAUCAGGCGCGGGGGUUUGCAAAGCUUGCAUGCACACAGAUGACCAGCUCUAGCCUGAGGGCCAUGGUAGGCCACCUGGAAUUUCUUCUUCUCCAGCGUGCAGUGAAGAAUGCCUUUAUAAACGGUUCGGCAAUAUUUACUCUGAGCUUCAUGUCUGCCCCCACUGUCCUUUCUAGUUCUCACUUUAUUUGUCCAUUUUCUAUGACCGUACUUUCCACGCUAAAUCUCUGCGUAUCUGAAUGCGAACAGCUGACGUGUCUGGGAGCAUAUCCGGUGCAUUUAGUUUCUAAAGAAAUUCUGCAGCGAAUUCUGCAGAUAAAGGGCAUACAUGCUCUGCGCCAUCUACCUUUCAAGUCUGUUGCUUAUGCUCCAGAAAAUACGGAUAUUAUGGAUUUACCAAUAGUCCAAAGCUAUUACAGAUUUCUUAAUGCGCUAAAUUCGGACGAGUCACGAUCCACUGCUUCUUUGCCGAUUGCUCCUAAGCAAUCCGUUUCUGAACAGAUUGACUCGUUGACGGAUGCAUAUCUAGCUGCUAAGGUCGAUAAAGCCCACAAGGAGAAGGAUGACUCUUCCCCCGUUAUGUUUUCUGCCCAGUUCGUGGACGGCGACCUACUGUCAGCGCCAAAGAGAGAGUCUGUCUUUCGUGGGGAUACCAUUCUGCAUACCAUCUUCUCUCUCUUCGACUUCGGUUCUUUUGACAAUAUCUCAGAGUCUCUCGUGAGCACCUUCUCCGAUACCCUAGCGAACAUUAUCGCAGAGCAUCAUAGUUCUCCAUUUACCCAAAUUAAUGCUUCUUACAAGACGCCGCUUCAAAUGAUUAACAUUAACUCUCUUGAUCAGGCGUUGCUGGUCCUGGCUGUUGUCAAAAAGGUCGAUCCGGCCCUGCUUGCUCCUCAUGUGGACGCCUCGGCAGAUUAUCCAUCCUUGGUCCAUUACUUUUUGUUCAAGCUGAUCACAAAUUCUAGCGAGCAUGUUCUAUCUCAGAUGCUUCCGCUGGUUCCUAAAGCUAUCAUGCGUGAAUUCCUACUCGCUCCGUGCUACUCGCUUUCUAAUGCCAUCUUAUUAACAGCUCUUUUACGGCGAGGGGUAAGCGAUGCAGAUUUUCUCAUAGGCGUUUACCAGCAGUACGGUUGCUUAAAUGAAGCAGCAGUGAUGCCCGACUGUGGCGGGUGGUGUGCAAUAACCGUUGCGCUCCAGAAUCCUGAUAUCCUAGAGGUACCCGGUGCGCUUUUUGAAGCGGCCAUGAAGUCCCCCAAAGAGCUUCUAGUCAACAAAUAUGGACACACACCUUUGCACUGUCUGUUUUUUAAUGGACGCCUUGUAUCUCAAACACCGCAUAAGGACAAGGAGCAAUAUGUGUAUGGUUAUCACGUGCUAUCAGACACAAAGAUAGAUCCCGUUUUCAAGCUCUCAGUGGCCCAACAACUCACCGAGGCAAGCACAUCUAGUGAUGCAAUUUCCCAAUUAGACAGAUUUGGAAUGACACCCCUCCAUUAUGCUGUCAUUUCUUCAGCCUUUGUAUGCAUGGAAUCUCUCUUGGGCAAAUACAGUUCCAUACAGCUGCUUGAUAAGGCUGGCCUAGAUAGGGACGUCACACCUCUGGAAUUAGCGCUCGCGCGGAAAUCGGAGCCAAUGGUUCAGCUGCUGCUUCAGAAGGGUGCAAAUCCGCUGCGGCGGACCUCUGUGACGUCGUUUUUGGGGGAGUCCCUUACUGUUUUUGCCCGUCUCAUUCAAAACGGCUAUCUCAACCUAGCGUAUACCGUCAUCUAUCAGCACGCAUCAAUGAAGAGCUUGUUGCUGAGCGAGGCCCUUCAUGCUAACACUACAAACUCCAAGCCCGUUCUGCGAGCCCUUACAGAUGGAGCAACUGAGGCAUGUGUUGCGUAUUUGGCGUUGUCUAUUUCAGGGAGAUCUGUAGACAAGCAGAUAGUGAAGGCUAUCAUGGACUUGUUGCAGGGCAUCUACGUUGGAACAGGAAAGAAGUUCCACAUGACAACCUGGCUAGGCUCCUUUGCUUUUUCGUCACCAAGUUAUUGGUUUAGUGGGGAUGAUAGUCUAUAUAAUUCGUUCGUCAAACUGGCAGCUGUAACAAACUUUGCGGAAACCAGCUUGGCAUUUAAUCUUCGCCUAAUUACAUCUAAUAUCCCCGUUAAGCUGAUUUGCAACGGUUUACGUGUGCGCCACUUGGUAAGCUCUUCAAAAGCGAGUAGCGACUUUGAAAACGAUUCUGUCCUUAUUGAGAAGGCGUCGCCCAUUGAGCUCAUGCUUCUCAAGUUGUACCACACCCCCUGCCAAAGCGUUUUUACCGAGAAGGAAUUUCUUAUGCUGCUCCAAUUAUACGUCUGUAAGAGCCUGCAUAUUUCUCCUCUCGUUUCACGGAUUGUCCUUGACUUUCUCACUGCUACACAGGCAGGGACUCUCACGAGAGCAAACGUGCAGUUCUGCAGCCAGUUCUUCAAGUCUCUAAGUGCCAUGCUUGUAGUCGACGAGUGCUUGGUUCCCAACUUGGCGGUGAAGACCCUCAGGACGCACGCUAAAGAGUUCAUCGUGAAGCUAUUGGGGACCGAUGAGAUUCUGACCAGGCUAUUUACGGUCCUGACCCUACCUCCUCCUACGAAGGCGAAUUCGGGCCCUUGCCAAUUGAUUAUGCUAGGACAAUCAAUGAAUACUGAUGGCCGCUUUAUGGAGGACUAUACACCCUGUUGCUUGGAAAUUCUUAAGUGCUAUGUUGCGACAAACUCUGUUGUAUGGCAGUCGUUCUUCUCUGCCAUCUACGGAUUACAUUCCGAAAUGCACAGGAAUCCCAAGCCGGUGAUAACCCAUGUGUUCGAUCAACUAAAUAGCAUAAAUCAGGUGUCCAAGCCUACAAUGGAGACGCUGUUUUCCGCUGCUACCACAAGCUUGACCUCUCUUUAUAGCAGGGGAUGUGCAGAAAGUGUUGUUGCUGGAUAUUUGUCUGAUCUUCUGGAGGCCGCCAAGCAGAAGCAACUGUACGAUGAGAUGCUUACGCAGAUCUUGAGUAAGGCCCAGGAUAUUAAAGUGUCUGCUAAUAACGAGGCGUCGGCAUUCUGUGACUUAGUACCAGAUCUGGGUGUUGAGGCUUUGGAGCAUGAAUUCAUGGAAACCACGACACAUGUCGAAAAAAUACUCAAUGCUUCUACGAAUAAAACGCUGUUAUCAACGGAGCUUAGCGUGCCAAGCAUAGCCUUUGGCUGCUCUCAGGAGCCGGUCAAGGUGAUAGAGCAGGUGUUCCACAGCAUCCCUAGUCAGGCAUCCUCGGUGUUUUACCAAGACGGCUCCUCUCUACGGGUAGACGGCCGCCCAUGCCAUUUCAUGCUAGUCAAUGUUUUGUCACGAAGGAACAGUCUUCUGUUAGCAUUUCAUAGUUAUAGCCUACGAUUUAAUCAAUGCGCCAACAGAUACGCGUUGUUCUAUAAGUCCAGAAGAAGCGUAGCAGAGCUGAAGGGCGGGUGUUACUCCUGGCAGGGUAUAUCUGGUCAUUGGCCAGAAAAGGAGCUCUUCAAGUACGCGACAGUUGACCAGGCCAUCAGGUCCUUCCACUCAUAUUUCAAGAAGAAGUCGGGCCUUAAUUUUGUAGAUUGCUGCACAAACGGGCUCUCCCAGGCAUACUAUGAAAGCGCAGGAACCAUGAAGGGAAUAGUAUGCUAUGUAGGAAAAGACAUUGUUGGGAUCACGACCAGGUUCUUCGAGGUUACACCGACGAUUAAGAGCCUCCUUCCCAACCUGUUCUUGUACGGAGUUGCAUCCACGAUUGCCGCUAAAAUUGAUUCCGCCAUAAUACCUAAGCUGCCGGCAUCCGAUCGUAAGGAUUGGCGAGCCAUGAAAAUAAUAUCCUCCAUAGUAUUGGCUGCUCUGUCCACUAGUUUAGUUCGAGAUGAAGCUUAUUAUAAUGAGGAUCCUGGCUUCGACUGUACAAUACUGUCUCUCAAGCAAGCCUUGAGCGCUUACGAGGAGGCGAUCUUACCCGUUCUGGAUGCGCCUGGGUUUCUAAAGACAGUCAGGGCGAUAGAAAGCUCUGGCGAUGCACCCGAGACUUCCAGGGAAACCAUAUUGAAGGCUUGUGGCAUGGGAUUAUAUAUGCAUGAGCUUUCGGGCCUUCCCAUGCACCUACUUCCCAUGUUUGUUGUCUGUUCACGUCUAUCUUUGUACUAUCUAAAGAUGUACUUUUCUAACGUCAAGCUUGCACUUGACGGGGUACACCGUGGCUCACUGCUACUUCUAGCUAGCUUACGCAGCUUUGCAGAGUCACCGUCCAACAUGUCCGUUAAGGCAGCUGUCACCCUGGUGGAUCGUGUGUUGGGGGUGAAAUUACAGGCUCUGGAUAGGCAGACAGGCUUCUUGUUGCAGACCCUCAGUGAUUUGCCAAAGAGAACGGUUAUUUGCCGUGUCCGUGGGUGGAGCGACAGUAACGCAAUCACAAACUUGAUAAAUCGCACAAGGGAGUUUGUAACUGAGCUCUCUAAGGGCCGCAGCCAGUGCCCAGAGUCGUGGAUCAAUAGACGAGAGUGUCCAGAAAAUAGUGAGAGUAAGAGCAACGUCGAUUGGAGUGGUGCUAACCUUCUUUGGGUCUCCUCUGAAUCUUCUAUUAACGGCCUGGCAACGCUAGUAUCUGGAAUCCUUAGACCCUCCAGGUACGAUCAGUGGAGCCCGUGCAACUAUGGCUUCAAUUUCAGCACGAUCCCUCUGCAUGGUGUUAGCGCAUCUCCCUCGAUAUCCCCUGGUGCGUCUCUUCGCUUUGGGGUGAUUGUUAAUAAUGUAUCUAGCUUCCUUUGUGUGCCUCAAUCAAUCAACCCAGAUGUCAUGAAAGUGGCGCCUGGUGUCUUCUGGUCACUAGGCAGAGACGGACCUGUUCAAGAAUACACUGCAGCUGGUUUCAGAUACAAUUGGCCGAACCAGCGUGUAACGGCUGUCUCUUUCACGCCAGAGGAUAUGCACAUCCAGUACGUUGCCCUCCUCUAG